AUGGGGAUUUUGGAGAAAAUCUCCGAAAUUGAGAGAGAAAUUUCUCGGACCCAGAAAAACAAAGCCACUGAGUACCAUCUAGGCUUGCUGAAAGCCAAGUUAGCCAAAUACAGAUCUCAGCUGCUGGAGCCCUCCAAAUCGGCGGGGGCCAAAGGUGAAGGCUUCGAUGUGAUGAAAUCUGGAGAUGCACGUGUUGCUCUCAUUGGUUUCCCAUCAGUGGGUAAGUCCACUUUCCUCAGCUUGAUGACAUCAACUGCCAGUGAAGCUGCUUCCUAUGAGUUCACCACCCUCACAUGCAUACCAGGUGUCAUUGAGUACAAAGGGGCCAACAUCCAGUUGCUGGAUUUGCCAGGAAUCAUUGAGGGUGCUGCUCAAGGUAAGGGAAGGGGUCGUCAGGUCAUCGCCGUGGCCAGAACGGCAGACGUUGUCAUCAUGAUGCUGGAUGCUACCAAAGGGGAUGUCCAGAGAACGCUUUUAGAAAAAGAGUUGGAGUCGGUGGGCAUUAGACUUAACAGGGAAAAACCCAAUAUAUAUUUCAAGCAAAAGAAAGGCGGAGGCCUGUCCUACAACUCCACAGUACCUCUUACCCACUGUUCGGAAAAGCUUGUUCAGCUCAUUCUUCAUGAAUAUAAAAUCUUUAAUGCCGAAGUCCUCUUCAGGGAGGAUAGCACGCCGGACGAGUUCAUCGAUGUCAUCGCUGGGAACAGAGUUUACAUGCCUUGUCUAUAUGUGUACAAUAAGGUGGAUCAAAUCUCUAUCGAGGAGGUAGAUCGUCUUGCCCGCAGACCUCACAGCGUUGUCAUCAGUUGUGGGAUGAAGCUCAAUCUGGAUUAUCUUCUAGAGACGUUGUGGGAAUACCUGUCUUUGAUUUGCAUUUUUACCAAAAAAAGAGGAGAACGCCCAGACUUUAAUGAUGCCAUCAUCAUGAGAAGAGGAGCAAGUGUAGAACAUGUGUGCCAUAGCAUCCACAGAACCUUAGCGAGCCAGUUCAAGUAUGCUCUGGUUUGGGGAACCAGCACAAAGUACAGUCCUCAAAGGGUGGGCCUGACGCACAUCAUGGAACACGAAGACGUCAUCCAGAUCGUCAAGAAGUAA
This is a messenger RNA of Nerophis lumbriciformis (worm pipefish), 1095 nucleotides long. Lineage: Eukaryota; Metazoa; Chordata; Actinopteri; Syngnathiformes; Syngnathidae. The record is from RefSeq and is a predicted model, not a curated record.